Messenger RNA from Chlorella variabilis, 592 nucleotides. RefSeq lists its product as hypothetical. Lineage: Eukaryota; Viridiplantae; Chlorophyta; Trebouxiophyceae; Chlorellales; Chlorellaceae. The record is from RefSeq and is a predicted model, not a curated record. The transcript is spliced from 4 exons. The annotation marks the transcript as partial.
GGCGUGAACAAGCCCGAGUUGCUGCCCAAGGGCGAGGUCACUCCCGUCAUCGACGUGGCCGGCUUCCUGACUGACGGCGAGGAGAAGCGGAUACGGCAGCGGGUGGAUGCUUUGGAGGCGGACACAGGGGUGAAGCUGAGGGUACUGGCACAAAACUACCCCCAGGCACGACCAGCUGCUGCAGGGGUGACCCCCGGGCUGGCCAUCAAAGACUACUGGGGCGUGGACUCUGACACAGUGGUGUUUGUGGCGGACCCCAACACCGGUAACAUCCUCAACUUUAACGUGGGGGCCAACGUGGACCUGCUGGUGCCGCGGAACUUCUGGAGCCGGCUGGCGGGGCGGUUUGGCACCAAGUUCUACUGGCAGGAUCAGGGGCAGGAUGCGGCCAUCGUGAACGCGGUGGCCGCCAUAGACAACUGCAUCCGGGAGCCCAUCGGGCGCGGCCAGUGCAGCGCUAUCCGGGGCGAGCUGGAGUGACCCUAGGCCAAUGACGGCCCCUGGAAUAGAAGGGGAGGGGGGCCUGGCUGCCUGCCUGCCGCUGUUCAGCUAUUUUGCUGGCUUGUUCUGAAGCGUGUGAAGCAAUGGAGCU